CUCCUCUGCUGCUCACCUGAAGCAGCGCAACGUGAGAAACAGACAGGCGGACAGGCAGACAGGUACACAGGGAAGCGGAGCCGGAAGAACGAGCAGGUCGACUUGUCCAGAUAGUUUCUUCCAUAGUUCUCCAGAAGUUUCCUAGAUUACAACUCUGCCCUUUGCUUUUUUUUAAAAACGCGAUUUAUUUAUGAGAGUGAAGCGGCGUUGGAGAAAACAUGACAGAGCAAAGAAAGAAGUUGAUUCUGAUCGUGGUGGAUAUUCUUUGUGUCUUUGUUGCGGCUCUGCCCUCAGCCAUCCUGACACUGAUGUUCAGCCCGUACCAAAGAGGAAUCUACUGCGAUGAUAAGAGUAUUGGCUAUCCCUACAGGAGAGACACCAUCUCCCAUGGAGCAAUGGCUGCCGUCACCAUCACCUGCUCCAUCCUCAUUAUCACCACGGGAGAAGCCUACCUUGUUCACACAAAGCGUCUGCACUCCAACUCCCAGUUCAACCAGUACUUGUCAGCUCUUUACAAGGUGGUAGGCACCUUCCUGUUUGGAGCAGGUGUCAGCCAAUCACUGACCGACCUGGCCAAGUUCACUAUAGGUCGUCCUCGUCCAAACUUCUUGUCCGUGUGCGCUCCGGUCAGCUGUACCGGAUACAUUCUGCAGAUCAACUGUACCGGCUCCCAGCGCAAUGUAACUGAAUCCAGGUUGUCGUUCUACUCCGGCCACUCGUCCUUCGGGAUGUACUGCAUGCUCUUUUUGUCGCUCUACAUCCAGGCCCGAAUGCAGGGGAAGUGGACGCGACUGGUUCGACCGACCAUCCAGUUCUUCCUGGUGGCGUUUUCGUUUUAUGUCGGAUACACGCGUGUGUCUGACUACAAACACCACUGGAGUGACGUACUGGUGGGGCUGCUGCAGGGAGCGCUCAUCGCUGUACUCACUGUCCGAUACGUGUCCGACUUCUUCAAGCAGCGCCCCCCACUCUGCACACACACGGACGAAGCAGAGAUCGAAAACCUUGAACGCAAGCCGAGCCCGCAGCCUCCCGACUCGCAGCACAGAAACCACUACAACUACUCUGGACCUGUAUGAGCUCUUUGCAGCAGCAGCUCUUGCCAACUUGGGGCUACACACACUCCAACAGCAGCUCCAUCACCACAGGACCUGAGACUUAUACAGAAAAACAACACAAUGCAGUAACCACUAACUAGAAAUCCAGACUAGACCUGCUCCACUCAGCAAACGGCUUCCAAACAGUUUUACAGCUUUGAAAACUCAGAUUCCCCAAACCUGUUGAAACAGAAGCUCCACCGUCUGUGUGUUUUAGUUGUCUGUGUGUUUUAGUUGUGUGUGUGCUGCGAAAACACGUGGUUGUUUUUGUGUACAUGUGAAACGAGUUGUUCAGUUUGAAAGUGUGCAAUGUUAGAUUUGUUUUGUGGCUUUUUCUUCUUAGUUUUGUGCUGCUUUUAUGAGACAAAUGUUUCAAAUUUGUGGUGGAGAAUUUGUUUAAGUGAAAAGCAAAGACUGCCAAAGAGAUCUGUAAAUUUCAAAAACACCGGCCAAAAAAUACCUGUCCUUGCAAAGAGUGACAACAUUGGUGGUUGAAUGUUUUCUACUUUGUUGCUUACUGCAGUCAAAUAAGACUUAUUUUACCUACACUGGAGCUAGAUUAUAUCUGUCUGUUCCGUCAUUUGUUUAUCGUUCCUCAGCAGAUGUCUAUAUUUAAGUGUCUUUAGAACAUAUGCAUGUGUAAUGAUGGACUGCUUUAACAAUAGACAUGAUUUUGUAUAGUGCCAACAUUUAUUUUGUUUUAUAACUUCUUCUGUAUCUAAUAAAAUAGUGUCGCUUUUUAAG
Molecule: messenger RNA, 1841 nt
Organism: Anarrhichthys ocellatus (wolf-eel)
Lineage: Eukaryota; Metazoa; Chordata; Actinopteri; Perciformes; Anarhichadidae
Gene: plpp2a
Product: phospholipid phosphatase 2a
Exons: 6
Coding region: 219-1079 (286 amino acids)
Biological process (GO): phospholipid metabolic process; signal transduction; phospholipid dephosphorylation
Cellular component (GO): plasma membrane
Molecular function (GO): phosphatidate phosphatase activity
Source: RefSeq, a predicted model, not a curated record